Medioppia subpectinata is the source of this 413-nucleotide messenger RNA. NCBI's taxonomy places the organism in Eukaryota, Metazoa, Arthropoda, Arachnida, Sarcoptiformes, Oppiidae. The record is from the annotation of a GenBank genome assembly.
AGGCGGAACGGAUAUACAUUACCUGCGAUGACGUGGACUCAGCCAUCAGUAUGUAUAAGAGUGCCAAACAAUACGAACCGAUGAUCAGACUCGUCAAACAAUAUCACACCGACCUCUUGACCGACACUCACUUGCAUUUAGCAAAAGAGUUGGAAACGGAGGGAUCACUACAUCAGGCAGAAAGUCAUUACGUGUCGGGCGGAGAGUGGAAGUCAGCCGUUCAGAUGUACAAGAAUACCAACCACUGGGAAGAGGGGUAUCGCGUGGCGCGCGCUAACGGCGGCGUUCAGGCGGCCAAACAAGUGGCCUAUCAUUGGGCGCAGUCGUUGCAGAGCGCGGACGCGGCCGUCAAACUUCUGUCACGGUUUGGUCUUCUGAAUCAAGUGGUGGACUACGCGGUCGACGCCAAUGAG